GCAUCUUGUUAUUCUAGUGUCUUUGUUUGAGUUUUAUGGAACUAUCAUUCAUAUAUGCAUUCAUACAUAGCAAAUUCCUUUAUCGACAAUCGAUAACACCAGCUCCUCUGGUUGUCCCGCUCCGACGCACUGCGUAAAGUUUACAGCCGAACCGAAGCGAAGCAAAAGCAUUUCAGGAGCUUUCACUGUUGUAUCAGAAGUGCUCGUUCGCACAGGUAAACAGCUGGCUGAUCUUUCCAGUGUGAUUUUAAGAGUAUAGAAAAGAAUGCAUGAUUACAAGCGCGUGGACUCCCCGCCGCCCUACUCGGAUGACUUCGCCACCGCUCCCCCUGCGGAGGCCGACAUGCAGCAGAACCUGGCGUCGCCCGCACAUCCCUAUCCGCUGAUACCCGUGAUGGCCCAAACCAUGCCGGUGUUGCAGCCCGUAAGCGUGGUGCAAAACCAGACGACAGUGCUGGUGGACACACCCGGCCAGGGAAUGAUCUGUCCCCACUGCAACGCCCGGGUUCGCCUUCGCGUGGAGCACCAUCCCACCGGAUCAACUUACUGCAUGGCGGCGUUGCUCUGCCUAUUCUUCUGCUGGCCCUGCGUCUGCGCCCCUUGCUGCUGCAACUGUUUCUACAAAACCUCCCAGUACUGCCCCAACUGCAAAGCCUGCUUGGGUUCGUUUUGAAGAGCCGAAAACACUCACCGAUUUCAUAUCCACACACAUUUUAUAGGUACAUAACCAACUAUAUAUGUACCAUGUAUAGACGGCGUCAAAAUUGUGUCUUUAACAUUAAACAUACAUACAAUGAAAAAAUACAAUGAAAAAAUAAACAAAUAGA
Messenger RNA from Drosophila sechellia, 827 nucleotides. RefSeq names its product lipopolysaccharide-induced tumor necrosis factor-alpha factor homolog. Lineage: Eukaryota; Metazoa; Arthropoda; Insecta; Diptera; Drosophilidae. The transcript is spliced from 2 exons. The record is from RefSeq and is a predicted model, not a curated record. The coding region runs from base 266 to 673 and encodes 135 amino acids. Gene Ontology annotation, molecular function: zinc ion binding.